UUAAAAUAAUUUUGACUUUUCAGUUAAAAACAUCUGAAAAGGAUAAGCAUAAAAACGUCUAAAAACAAUCAAGUGUUAUAGAAAAAAAAAGCGAAAAAAAUAAGGAUCAAUUGAUCUGCUGAGUGAAAGUUUCAAAUUUAAAAUUUUUGGUCGUGAGAAAAUAUUCGAAAAUCUUAUUUGUGAAAUUAAUUAAAAGAAUUGCAACUCAAUUAAUUAGAAAAUCAAAAUUUAAAAAAAAAAAAUUCAAAAAAAUUUCGUGUCAAAAUAAAAUUAAUCCAAUUUUGAUUUUGAAAAGAAAAAAAAAUAUUUGGAAAAAAAAAUAAAAUAAAAAUUUAUUUGUUAAAAGAAAAAAUAUCAAAAUUUGGAAUUUCUCGGAGGAUCUUAUUGAUUUAAACAAAAUUAUAAAUAUUGCUGAAAAAGAAAUAAAAUUAGAAGAAUCUAGUUUUGAAGAAGAAGAAAUAGAAGAAGCAGAAGAGACUCCUUUACUUGAAUUAAAUAAGAACAAAAGCAACAGAAUGUCAAUUUGCCAAAAAAUUUGUGUUAUUGCAAUUUCAUUUGCAUUAUUAAUCAGUAUUAUUGAAGCUGGUCCAAUAUCAUUUUUAAAUCGAGCGUUUCGUAAUGGUAGAGAAAUUCGUGCACCAUUCAAAAAUUCUGAAAUAAUGGUUGCAAGAGGUUUUGGUAAAAGACAUGUAGCAAACGAACAAUUAGAAGAACACAAAAAUGAAUUUAUAUUUGAUGAACAAGAAAGUAUACCAAUUGAAUGGAUGACCAAAGAAUUAAUAUCAAAUCCAGGACUUGCUCGUGCUAUCUUACAUCGUUUCGUUGAUACAAAUCGUGAUGGUUCAAUUUCAGCCAGAGAAUUAAUGGGUCCAUUAACUGAUGAUUCAAUUAAUAGUGGUAACAAUAAUAGCGGAAAUAAUGGAAAUGCCAAUAGUAAUAAUAAUUUCCAUUCAAAUGAUGGACUCUAUUAAAAAAAUCCCAAAAUUAUUGUAAUUAUAUUGAAAAUAUAUAAAAGAAAAAACAAUGUUCAAAUUAUUUAAUGUAUGAAAAUCAUGAAUUAAUUAACAAAAUUUCAAAGUCUAGGUUCCCCAGCAAAAAACAAAAAAUAAUUAUUUAAAUAUGAAAAAUAAAUGAAAAAUUUAAAAUAAAAAAAAUUUUAUUUUAAUAUUUAAUUUCAUCACUCUUCCUUUUUAGUUCAAUAAUUUUUAACUAACAUUGAAAACUGAUACUUUUAAUCGCACAUUAAUACAUAUUAAAAAUAAACUAUUAUACUAAAGAAUUAUUAUACUAAAUAGAAAAUAUUAUAAAAAUUUCUAAAUGUUAACAAAAAAACAUUAAAUUUGUUUUAAAAAUUAAAUAAUAUUAAAAAAUAUUUAA
Condylostylus longicornis is the source of this 1377-nucleotide messenger RNA. Its product is annotated as allatotropins-like. The coding region runs from base 516 to 971 and encodes 151 amino acids. NCBI's taxonomy places the organism in Eukaryota, Metazoa, Arthropoda, Insecta, Diptera, Dolichopodidae. The record is from RefSeq and is a predicted model, not a curated record. The transcript has 3 exons.